Molecule: messenger RNA, 1742 nt
Organism: Theobroma cacao (cacao)
Lineage: Eukaryota; Viridiplantae; Streptophyta; Magnoliopsida; Malvales; Malvaceae
Product: Tyrosyl-tRNA synthetase, class Ib, bacterial/mitochondrial
Biological process (GO): tyrosyl-tRNA aminoacylation
Cellular component (GO): cytosol; mitochondrion; chloroplast stroma
Molecular function (GO): RNA binding; tyrosine-tRNA ligase activity; ATP binding
Source: RefSeq, a predicted model, not a curated record
AAGUUGUAUGUGUACGCAAGUUCGUUUCUCCUCCUUCUCUUCCAAACCCAGCCGGCUUAUCCUUCUCUUCCACAUCCCAUAUUUCUUCUCGCUGCUUUGAGACUCAUCGAGGAAAGCCACAGCCACUCAGAACAGAGUUUAUGGCUUCAAGGACUUUCCUUUGCUUCCACCAUGGGAAACUCAUCCUUCCCUUUACUACCACCAAGUUUAUUCCUUCUUCUAAAAGACCCUUAAAGAAUCUAAGCUUUUCUUCGAUAAGCUGCAGCCUAAACACUCCUCAGCCAACUCUUGAACCGAAAUCUAAACUGGGUAGUCCCCCAAAUGUUAUUAAAAUUCUUGAACAAAGAGGAUUGCUUGAAUCCGUAACCAAUGAAAAUCUCAGGUUGGCUUGUUCAGACCAAACUGCUGGUCCUCUUAAGGUUUACUGUGGUUUUGACCCAACUGCUGAGAGCUUACAUUUGGGAAACCUAUUGGGGCUCAUUGUACUUUCUUGGUUCCAAAGAUGUGGCCAUAAAGCAGUUGCCUUGAUUGGUGGUGCUACUGGUAGAAUUGGUGACCCUUCUGGAAAAAGCCAAGAAAGACCUGAACUUGAUUUGAAAUCAUUGGAAAAAAACAUUGUUGGGAUUAUGGAUACUAUAAAUAAGAUUCUGAGUAAAAAUGCAAAUUUGGGUUCUCAAGAAAAUUCAAACUUUGUGAUUUUAAAUAAUUAUGAUUGGUGGAAAGAGGUUAGGUUGCUUGAUUUUCUUAAACAAGUUGGUCGAUAUGCGAGGGUGGGGAGCAUGAUGAGUAAGGAAAGUGUUAAGAAGAGGUUGGAAUCAGAACAAGGAAUGAGCUAUACUGAGUUUACUUAUCAGUUGUUGCAAGGUUAUGACUUUUUAUGCCUUUUUAAGAAUGAAAGUGUUAGUGUACAAAUUGGUGGUAGUGAUCAGUGGGGUAAUAUCACUGCUGGGACUGAGUUGAUAAGGAAAAUUUUACAAGCUGAAGGAGCUUAUGGGUUGACAUUCCCUCUUUUGUUGAAGAGUGAUGGCACCAAGUUUGGGAAAUCGGAAGAUGGUGCAAUUUGGCUUUCACCAUCUAUGUUGUCUCCAUAUAAAUUUUACCAGUAUUUCUUCUCUGUUCCAGAUGCUGAUGUGGUGAGGUUUCUCAAAAUUCUUACUUUCCUGAGUAUGGAAGAGAUAAAUGAAUUGGAGAGUGGAAUGACAGGACCGGGGUAUGUGCCCAAUACAGCCCAGCAGAGGCUUGCUGAGGAAAUUACACGUUUUGUUCAUGGUGAAGAUGGUUUGAUUGAGGCUCUUAAGGCCACUGAAGCAUUGAGGCCUGGAUCAGAAACAAAAUUGGAUUGGAAAACUAUUGAAGGGAUUGCUGAGGAUGUUCCUUCUUGCACCUUGCCUUACAAUCAAGUGGUGAAUCUUUCGAUUGUUGAUCUUUCAGUUUGUUCUGGCUUGUUUGAGAGCAAAUCUGCUGCCCGUCGUCUAUUGAAGCAAGGAGGCCUCUACUUGAACAACAAUAGGGUGGAUAAUGAAAUUAAAAGAAUAGAGGCUGAAGACAUUGUGGAUGGGAAAGUUCUUCUUUUAUCCGCAGGCAAGAAGAACAAGGUUGUUGUAAGAAUAUCUUGAUUACUUGUAGCUGUACCUGAUUAUUUAUUAGAAACUGUUUUGCAACAUUCUUGUAUGUUAAACAAAGUUUUGGAUUUGAUGGUAUAUGAAUGAAAGAAAGUUCAUAUUUUCUCACAAGGAAAUUAA